Messenger RNA from Tachysurus vachellii, 1550 nucleotides. It is a transcript of the gene skap2, whose product is annotated as src kinase associated phosphoprotein 2. The coding region runs from base 177 to 1217 and encodes 346 amino acids. The transcript is spliced from 13 exons. Gene Ontology annotation, molecular function: protein binding. The record is from RefSeq and is a predicted model, not a curated record. Gene Ontology annotation, cellular component: cytoplasm; plasma membrane. NCBI's taxonomy places the organism in Eukaryota, Metazoa, Chordata, Actinopteri, Siluriformes, Bagridae.
ACCCAUGCUCGUGAUAGGAUAGGCUAAAAUUCCACACAGAAACCAGAUCAAACGUACAGAAUGCCCGUGAUUAAGAAAUAACAGCCAAUCACAGGGCAGGAGGCGGGACUUUGUCGGAAUACGGGCGACAAACUAAAACUAUUGCUGGCCGAGAGUGAAGAGCGCACAGUGACACAAUGAAGUCCAUACCGGAGGAUUUAUCCACACUCGUUUCAGAUUUGGAAGCAUUUUUGACAGAAGUUCUGAAAGGAGAAAAUCUGAGCAAGAAAGCAAAAGAAAAAAGAGAUGCUUUUAUAAAGAGAAUAAAGGAGGUCAAAGCCAGUUACCCGCAGGAUUUCAAGGAAAAACGAGAUGAAGAGUGGGAUGAGAUUGACGAAGCAGACAGCAACAAUGAUGGCUGUUCGCUGCAAUCUGAGCGCAUGGAUAGAGAUGACGAGCCAGCAUAUGAUGGCGUUCAGCAGGCCCCUCCAAUAGCAGCUCAAGAUCUUCAAGCUGUGUUUAAGAGUGGUUACCUGGAAAAACGACGAAAGGAUCACAGCUUCUUUGGCACAGAGUGGCAGAAGAGAUGGUGUGCUCUGAGCAUCCACACAUUCUAUUAUUAUGGCAAUGAGAAAGAUAAACAGCAGAAGGGAGAGUUUAAUAUAAGCGGUUAUGCUGUCAAAAUGAACAACACAUUGCGCAAAGAUUCCAAGAAAGACUGCUGCUUUGAAAUAUCUGCUCCUGACAAACGUGUGUACCAGUUCUGUGCCUCCACACAGAAAGAGGCAGAGGAAUGGGUAGAGCAGAUUAGCUUUGUGAUCAAAGACAUGGAAGGCAUCAUUCCUUUGGAGGAGGAACAGGACACAUAUGAUGACUGCUUACCUCUGAAUAUGAAUUUAAAUACAGCUUCCGUGCCUGCACCCAUUGAUGACGAUAUCUAUGAGGAGCUUCCUGAGGAGGAGGUGCCUCACACUAAUAAACCAGCACCAGAGCCAGUCAGCAAACCCCCCAUAGCACCUCCAGUGACAGCAGUAAAUAAGAGCACAGACUACCAGAACUACUUCCAGGGUUUGUGGGACUGCAGUGGAGACCAACCUGAUGAACUGUCUUUCAAGAGAGGGGAUGCCAUCUACAUCCUCAGCAAGGAAUAUGAUACUUUUGGCUGGUGGGUUGGAGAGAUGAAAGGUGUCAUUGGUAUAGUGCCUAAAAGCUACUUGACAGAGCUUUACAUUUUGUGAAGGCCUCAACGUAAGUAUGGUCAUCUGAACUUCCUUUAAUCCUACCUCGUUGAGGUAAUGCAUUUUGCGUUAAUUCCAGUGUUUUUCUUGCCAGUAUGCUGGAUUGUUUUAUAUGUUUUGCUUAAAAAAUAAGUUUGCUUAAAACUGUUGUUUUCUAAGUUAAUUAAAUGGAUUCUAUUCAAUGUGAAAAAUAACAAAGAAUGACAAAUGAAUAAUGUUUGCAUCUUGAAUUGUGUUUGAAUGAUGCAGGAAAACUAUGCUUGUUAAGUUUAAAAAAAUGUUAUAAAACAGUUAGCUAUAAAAAAAUAAAGCUUGUGAAAUUAUUAGUAAGUA